This is a messenger RNA of Colletotrichum navitas, 1194 nucleotides long. RefSeq lists its product as uncharacterized. The record is from RefSeq and is a predicted model, not a curated record. The transcript has a single exon. Lineage: Eukaryota; Fungi; Ascomycota; Sordariomycetes; Glomerellales; Glomerellaceae. The coding region runs from base 1 to 1194 and encodes 397 amino acids.
AUGGUGGUCGAGGUCGGCUCUUUGGAUCGCAGUACUUUGGAACCGUUCAAAAUUUGGCGUCUUGAAAGUUCAGCGUGCGAGGAUGACGGGGUUAUCGACGUUGAGACAGGUUUCUUCCCACCCCUGGCAUUGAAGAAGCGUUCUACGAAAGAGAUCGACUGUCUCUUGAAUACAAGCUGCAGGCCUGUUACGUUAUCCUCGAGCAAUUACCAGUUGGGGUGUCCUUCGGAAGCACUUACAUCUUCAUCCGUGGGAAAAGCAGAUGCUAACCGGCCACCUGGUUCGCUAUUGCACACAUCAACAAACCCGUUUGUCAUUUUCGCGAACCACGAGCAGGCAACCUUCGUUUUCUUGCGGCAACCGCCGUCACCUAAAGUCGAGAAGCGCCGGAGAGCCAAAUCCGAUAUUGACGGACCACACACAGCCACCUUGAGCUGCAAGAAGCGUCGCUUGAGGCUUCACCUUAUAACCAGUCGACUGUCCCAACCGUUCUCUCUGCCCGCAACUCAUAUCAUUAAUCGCGAAGCCAUUGCUUCGGGCGACAAGCGUUUCGCUAGGCUGGCUGCGGCGGCAACCUUUCCGGAUGUCGGCAAGCAGGGCCUGGGCCGGGAGAGCUCAAUCAUGUUGAGGGCCGCGGUGCUCAACAGGGUCAGAAUACGCGUGCGGGACGAGGCGAGGCUACGGGGGGAUCUUACCGUCGCCGUGACUGCGGAGAAUGCAGCCGUCCUUCAUCACGGGCAACAACUGGCCACAGGGGCCAGGUUUAUUGCACAACCGUCUGCACUUGCAGAGCAGCGGCAGCAAACACCUGCGGCGAGAGUGGUGUUGAUGCGAUCAGGAAUCUCGCCUAGCACACCUAAUGCAACGAACUCUCUUCUGGCAUCUUCAAGAACGCCUCAGUCCUCCCGAAUACUUCCCAAAUCGCCGAGACUGCACCCUACCCGGUCGCCGGUACUAGCUCCUUCCGGCGCGAUGCUUGAAGAUAUGGAGGACGACGGGCUGCUGGCUUUUCCCACAACAGAUCACGACUGUUCCUAUGCGUGGGCCGAAGACGACGACUUGGAGGAUGUGUACUCGGAUUUUGGGGCCAUAUUUGGCGGAGCGGCAAAUAAUGGAGAGAUUGAGGAUGAUGGUCACUCGUACGAGGAAUUUCUCGACGAGCUCGACGGCAUAUCGUGGGUUGGGGGUAGGUAG